Arabidopsis lyrata subsp. lyrata is the source of this 1565-nucleotide messenger RNA. RefSeq names its product VAN3-binding protein. NCBI's taxonomy places the organism in Eukaryota, Viridiplantae, Streptophyta, Magnoliopsida, Brassicales, Brassicaceae. The transcript has 7 exons. Gene Ontology annotation, biological process: auxin-activated signaling pathway; phloem or xylem histogenesis; leaf vascular tissue pattern formation. The record is from RefSeq and is a predicted model, not a curated record. Bases 51 to 1415 code for a protein of 454 amino acids.
AAGCUUCACACAACUUCCACAUUCUUUCACUAACACUCUCUCUCUACAAAAUGGAUCACAAAAGUAAAACGUUUGGAGAGCAAUGGUGGAGGUCAAAUCCAGCGUUUAAACCGCCUGAAACGCCAUUAGAUUCUAUGGAGUUUUUGUCACGUACUUGGAGUACUUCCGCAACUGAAGUUUCGAGAGCCGUUGUCGCGUCUCCUCCGACUUCUCAACCGCCGCAAAUGCGUUUCUCGGAGAUCCAAAACGGUUCUUGUGACGUCACUUUGGUGCCGGAAGAUGAAGAAAACGGCGUCGUUUCUGGAAAUACUUUUUCUUUUGCUUCUUCUGAGACUUCAUUGAUGGUCAUGGAACGUAUCAUGGCUCAAUCUCCGGAGAUUUCAUCGCCACGGACCUCAGGGAGACUUUCACACAGCUCAUUCACCGACAGUCCUCCGAUCUCUCCUUCCGACAUCGAUGACUUUAAGCAAUUCUACCGUGUGAGCCCAUCCUUUAAUGGGCACAUACGUGGUCCAUCAGCCAUUCCCGGUACUGUCGGAGGGUCUAAAACUGUUGGCCGUUGGCUAAAGGACCGGCGAGAAAAGAAGAGAGAGGAGACGCGUGCACAAAACGCACAGCUCCAUGCGGCUGUAUCUGUAGCUUGUGUGGCUGCCGCUGUGGCUGCUAUUGCUGCAGCCACUGCCUCUCAGUCGAGUUCCGGAACUGACGAGCAAGUGGCCAAAAAUGACUCCGCCGUGGCUUCUGCCGCGACUUUGGUGGCCGCACAGUGUGUGGAGGCUGCAGAGAUUAUGGGAGCUGAUCGUGAGCACUUGGCCUCCGUUGUUAGUUCUGCGGUUAAUGUUCGUUCUGCCGGAGAUAUCAUGACGUUGACCGCCGCUGCUGCCACAGCUUUGAGAGGAGCUGCGACAUUGAAGGCGAGAGCAUUGAAGGAGGUAUGGAACAUUGCGGCUGUAAUUCCGGUAGAUAAGGGUAUACCAAAAGGCGGUGGUGGUGGUGGUUAUAGAGGAGGCGAAUUAGCCCCCGAAGAUAAUUUUCUCGGGGUUUGCAGUAGAGAAUUGCUAGCUAAAGGUUGCGAACUGCUUAAACGCACCCGCAAAGGUGAUCUUCACUGGAAAGUUGUUUCGAUCUACAUAAAUAGAACAAAGCAGGUAAUAUUGAAGACUAAGAGCAAACAUGUUGCUGGGACCAUUACAAAGAAGAAAAAGAAUGUGGUGGUGGAAUUGGUCAAGGGAUUACCGGCGUGGCCUGGCCGGGAUUUGCUCGAGGGCGGAGAGAAUUUGAGGUAUUUUGGACUAAAGACGCCGGAGAAAAGAGUGAUUGAAUUCGAGUGCAAAAGCCAAAGGGAAUAUGAUCUUUGGACACAAGGUGUUUCCAUGCUUCUUUCCAUUGCUUCUGAUAGGAAACAGAAAUGUUGAAUUAAGGUAUAGUCUUGGGGUAAAGUCACAAUGAAAUGGAAACUAAUGGGGCAAAUUUGUAUUAUCGAUCUUUCUUGGUGUGUCUUUUUCUUUUUCUAGCUAAAAGAGUUAAUAGGUCUAAACCGUCUAAUAUAAUAUGUUUUUAAGUAA